CCCGUCUCCCCAACCAUGGGACCCCGCACGACGUCGCCAGCCGGCCCUGCUGGCGGCCGAGCAUCUGGGGCUGGGCGCCCGAUCGGCCGGCCGCGGGUUCACCCCUCCUCGAGCGGGCGGUCGCAUCCGUUGGCGGCGCCGGCGGCCGCCGCACCGGUGGCUCCCGCCCCGGCGGCGAUCUCCCCCUCGCCCGGCGUGGCCGCCAGCCCCGACCACACCGAGCUCCUGGACUUCGAGACGGCCCUCCGACACAAGGACGCCCAGGCGCGUCUUCUCCGCCAGCGGGUCGCCUCGCUGACUGACGUGAGCCUGCUGCUGUCGGGGCGGUCGGCGGCCCGGCGUCCGGCCGCGUCGGCCGGCGCCGGCCGCGAGUAUGUUAACACCUCACGCGGGGCCGUUGCCUUCCGCCUGCUGAGCGACCUGGUGGACGAGAUCAUCACCGAUGUGGCCCUGUCCGUUCACCGGCGCAGCACCCUCGAGGGCUUCGCGCUCGGGCAAUUUGCCGGAUCGCUGACGCGCGGGCCGACCGGCGAUCUCGCCGACAACGGCCCCGGCGCCAGCCCCGGGUCUGCUUCUUCCUGGCAGCAGCGUUCUCCGGCCGGCGGGGCCAGGCCCGGGCCAGGCCCGUGGCCCUGCACGGCCGACGACUUGCACCGGGUGCAGACCCUGCUGGAGAUGCCGCUGUGCCCGCCGCUGUUGCCGGUGGCCGAGGCCCUGACCCCGGGGCUGGCGCCGGAUGGGGGGGAUCCGCCCGAGGAGACGGGGCUGGUGCUGGCCGGGAAGCUGUCCCUCGGGCUGCCGGCCCUGUUGGCCGAUGCCUUCCAGCAGGAUGCCAGUGACACCUUUGUGUGCGACCAUUGCGGCCGGCCGGCGCAUGCCUCGCGCUAUGCCUCGCAUCUGGAGAAGUGCCUCGGCGUCGGGGGCCGUGGCCUGGCCGGGGCCGGGCGGCGGUCGCGAUCGGCCACGGCCGCGGCGGCGGCCGCCUCCUCCUCCUCCACAUCGCCCUGUUCCGCCGGCGCCGGAGGCCCCGCCGGGCAUGGGAGCCGGCCCGCCUCCCCGGCCUCCGGCCAUCCGGACGCCGGGACACACUCGCCCUCGCACGCCACCGCGCACGGGGGGAUACCUCUCUCGGCGGGCAGCCCGUCACCCGUGGGCCGCGGGGGUGUCCUGCCGUUGGUGGUCAACACGGCGGCCAUGGCGGCGGCGGCGGCGGCGGCUGCUGCUGCUGCGGCGGCGGCGGCGGCAGCCGAGCGCGGCGACGCACCGCGGCUGGCCACCGGACGCAAACGUACCCGCUCCGCCGGCAGCAGCAGUGGCGGCAGCGGAAGCGGGAGCGGCAGUGGCAGCGGGAGCGGCAGCUCCUCCUCCUCGCCGACAAUGUCCGGCUCGACGGGCUCCACGUCUGCCGGUCUUCCUACGAGCCCUUCGCCUU
Fonticula alba is the source of this 1432-nucleotide messenger RNA. RefSeq lists its product as hypothetical. The record is from RefSeq and is a predicted model, not a curated record. The annotation marks the transcript as partial. The transcript has 2 exons. Lineage: Eukaryota; Rotosphaerida; Fonticulaceae.